GCCCCGUAGCCAGGGUGCCAGCCGGGGAGUAGUUUCGUUUCUUCCUGGCUCCGGGAUUAGUUUCCAGGCACCCUCUCGGGCGCCAGGAGCCCGGGAACCGGGCGAAGAAGGUCGAGGGAGACCGGUCUAGGGGCUGCCCGGCCCCGCAGAGUGGGGUUGAUGGACCCGGCCGCCCUGGGCAGCGGCGCCAGAUCCUUGCCGCUGCUCCUGGCCCUUGCGCUGGGGCUGGUGAUUCUCCACUGUGUGGUGGCUAGUGGGAAUUCCACCAGAAGUCCAGAAACGAAUGGCCUUUCCUGUGGAUAUCCUGGAGAAAACUGCACAGCUACCACUGUGCAGCCUAAGCGGAAAGGACAUUUUUCUCGGUGUCCCAAGCAAUAUAAGCAUUACUGUAUCAAAGGGAGAUGUCGCUUCGUGGUGGCCGAGCAGACCCCCUCAUGCAUCUGUGAUGAAGGCUACACAGGGGCAAGAUGUGAGAGGGUUGACUUGUUUUACCUCAGAGGGGAUAGAAGACAGAUCUUGGUGAUCUGUUUGAUAGCAGUAAUGAUCAUUUUCAUCAUUUUGGUCAUUGGUGUCUGCACAUGCUGUCAUCCUCUCCGGAAACAUCGUAAAAGAAGGAAGAAGGAAGAGGAAAUGGAAACUCUGGGUAAAGAUAUAACUCCUGUAAAUGAAGAUAUUGAAGAAACUAAUAUUACUUAGUGCCUAUGAAGUUUCCUCCAGGCUGAUGGCGAAGCUGCAAAGGCCUUGCUUAAUUGAAAAUGGACAGAACAUGUCUCAGGAAAACAGCUAGUAGAAAGGGAUUUUAAAUAAUAUAUUUACUUUUUAUUUGUAACUUUA
Lepus europaeus (European hare) is the source of this 834-nucleotide messenger RNA. RefSeq names its product betacellulin (gene BTC). Gene Ontology annotation, biological process: positive regulation of mitotic nuclear division; positive regulation of cell population proliferation; epidermal growth factor receptor signaling pathway. The transcript has 6 exons. Lineage: Eukaryota; Metazoa; Chordata; Mammalia; Lagomorpha; Leporidae. The record is from RefSeq and is a predicted model, not a curated record. The coding region runs from base 160 to 696 and encodes 178 amino acids.